CGUCACUGGUGCGCGCCCGGCCGCCAGCAACCCCGGCGUGCGCGGAGGAAGGUCUGAUCUCCUGUUGCUCCUUGGCCCUAGGCCCGCCGUGUCCCCGGCCUGCGACAUGUCGAUGUUGGCUGAGCGCCGGAGGAAGCAGAAAUGGGCCGUGGACCCCCAGAACACAGCCUGGAGCAACGAUGAGUCCAAGUUUGGCCAGAGGAUGCUGGAGAAGAUGGGAUGGUCAAAAGGAAAGGGCCUGGGUGCACAGGAGCAGGGGGCCACGGAGCACAUCAAGGUGCGGGUGAAGAAUAAUCAGCUGGGCCUGGGGGCUGCCAUCAGUAAUGAGGACAACUGGCUUGCUCACCAGGAUGAUUUUGACCAGCUUCUGGCGGCUCUGAACACGAGGCAUGGGCAGGAAGCGACAGAUGCCUCGGGCCCCAAAGAGAAGAAAUCGUUCGGCCUUGAGCAGAAGUCCAAGGUGUCCAGAAGCCGGGUCCAUUACAUGAAGUUCACCAAAGGGAAGGACCUGUCAUCUCGGAGCAGGAUGGACCUUGACUGCAUUUUUGGAAAGAGGCGCAGCAAGAGGCCCCCUGAGGAGGACCCUGAUGCUGUCCCUCCAGAUGCCUCUGAAACCUCCACGACCACCACCAGUGCCAUCAGCAUCCAAGAGUACUUUGCCCAGCGCAUGGCUGAGCGGAAGGGCAAGGCUCUGCGGCCGGGGGCAGGGCCAGAGUCUCCAGACACCCCCAUGGCAGGGAAAGUGGCCAAAAAGAGGAAGAAGGCGGCCCAGGACCAAAGUGUGGAUGCCCCUGCCCAAGACGGGCCUGAGAAGCAAAAGGACAGCGACCAGGAUGGACAGAGCAUCGUCCCUUUGGAAGCCAGAGACGGGGACACAUACAGCCCCAUGUGGCCCAGGGAAAAGCCUGGGAAGAAGAAGCGUUUGAGGCAGGUCGAGGAUGGGUUAGCGUCAGAUGGAGACUUAGUAAAGAAGAAGAAGAAGACGAUGAAGAAGAAGAAGAAAUGUUCUGAGUGAAUUGCCCAACCCUGUGUCUGCGUGUCCUGCCAGGGCUCCUCACGGGCCAUGCGCGGGAACACGAGCAACACUGGUCACUGGCAGGACUGGAGAGGCG
This is a messenger RNA of Suncus etruscus (white-toothed pygmy shrew), 1112 nucleotides long. RefSeq names its product PIN2 (TERF1) interacting telomerase inhibitor 1 (gene PINX1). Bases 107 to 1015 code for a protein of 302 amino acids. Gene Ontology annotation, biological process: regulation of ribosome biogenesis. The transcript is spliced from 7 exons. The record is from RefSeq and is a predicted model, not a curated record. Lineage: Eukaryota; Metazoa; Chordata; Mammalia; Eulipotyphla; Soricidae. Gene Ontology annotation, cellular component: nucleolus. Gene Ontology annotation, molecular function: nucleic acid binding; telomerase inhibitor activity.